CAGUAGAGAAUGGUCAUUUCGACACCCUACAACUCUACGUAGCCUCUUCCUGUUAUUUGAAAUGGGCAUCUCGUGAACGGGUGGCAAUUCGUAAACAGGCCAUCGCGGAUUUUUCUACCCUUGGGGACAUCGACCUCUGUAUGGCCGCGACAAUUUUCUGUAUUUUACUACUAUCGUAGAUGCAGAAAUAAUAGAAUGUCGUCGGAGCAGGAACAAGCAAUUGUGUUUGUACUGUAAAUGAGCAAUAAGCGAAACAGGUGUUGCCUUUUAUACCAGCAAUUAAUUGCACGUCACUGAAUAAAGCUAUAACACGCGAAGGCGACAAAGGACAGCGCAGUUUUGGGCGCGGUUGAAAUAAUCGUAAAAUUUGAUUCAUAGUUCUCGUUGCUGGAUGCGUCUCGGUAUUAAAUAGCGGCCGACGCCAUGUAUGUGUGUGAUUGGACAAUGUCAUCGGUUAACAAAUGAACCGUCCGCCAUGUUUAACAAUAGUCGUCGUCUGCUCGCCAAGGUAGACGACCAAGCCUCUGGUGAAAAAAAUCAGAGGACGAUGUUUCGAGUCCCGCUAACGACAUGUGUUAGACAGCUUUCGUGAAUAAAGAAUGACCCUACGUACAGUCGCGCGAUGGAUGCCCGCUGGCUUCACUCUGUUUUAUGUAAAAAUCAUUAUUUACGUAGCUUCGACGUCUGGUAAGUGUCCAUCAAUCGACCUCACCAACUGCACAUGUUCAACAUCACAUACGGCUUACCGUGUCAACAAGUUCAGUGCACCACCUGCACCUCGAGUGACACUGCGAUGUCAGAAGGUCAAUGAUGUUAAAGCUCUGACAAAACUAUUCAGAGCGCUGCAGGGAAAUCAGAUUGAUGCCGUCCACAUAUUGGAUUCACCGAUCGGUCCAUCGAUUCCUGCUAAUUUGUUUAGUGGACUUCCGUUGUCCGAAGUCACUCUUUCCGGGGUGGAUAUAUCCGCCUUCAGUUCUCCAGAUUCCACGCCUUUUCUUGGGUUAGAGCAAACUCUUAUAUCAUUGGCUUUGCGGCGUUGCAACAUGCGUGCCGAUAUGACCCUGGAGAAGUUAACCGCCCUUGAUCAUAUUGAACAAAUCGAUUUGAGCUACAACAUACUUCGUUUUUUGCGGCGACGGUGGUUUUCGGUUCCUCCGUCCAGUCUCAGGUCUCUUAUUUUAAAAGGAAAUCGCAUCGAAGCUAUCGAAAGUCUUGCCCUUCAUAACGUGUACGAGUUAGUCUUCCUUGAUCUUUCUGAGAAUAGAAUCUGCUCUUUGCAACGUACUAUGUUCCCCGAUAAACUGGAGAUCCUACAUCUGGAAAACAAUCGCUUGACUGAUCUUGAGGACGAUUUAUUUGCAUCAAUGCUAAGGCUACGUCGUCUGUAUUUAGCCAACAACCGAAUCCACACGCUCAAGCACUCUACGUUUAGUCCCGUAUGGUUCAAGAUACAGCCUUCGCUUGAGGAAGUAGACGUUAGAGGUAACCCAGUCAUAUGCGAUUGUUUGAUGUCGUGGCUGUCGGAGACUAUUGUCUUGUGGCGUAACUCGCGUACCCUUCUUGGUUACUGUUCGGCUCCUAGCGCCUUCGUAGGGGAUCAGCUUCGCGGGCUCGACUGCUUCAAACUGCGCUGUUUCAAUGCAAAUUGCACUCAACUUGUCCCAAACCGUUCUGAAGAUAGCAGCAACCACGAUCCGCGGACGGUUAACUAGUCUUCCCUUUCAAAAGAACUUUUCAUGGCCUUUUAUAAAUGGAAAAUAAAUUGGUAUUAUUACAUACCAUAAUACAGAAAACAGAAAUGCCGUAAAGUUAAAUAUAACUUUACGGUAUGGCUUGAGCGUAAAAUUGUUAUAAUAAAUAUUAUAAAAAAUAUAAUUAAUAUUUUAUUAUUGAAA
Molecule: messenger RNA, 1895 nt
Organism: Varroa destructor (honeybee mite)
Lineage: Eukaryota; Metazoa; Arthropoda; Arachnida; Mesostigmata; Varroidae
Product: toll-like receptor 9
Cellular component (GO): plasma membrane
Molecular function (GO): protein binding
Source: RefSeq, a predicted model, not a curated record